Messenger RNA from Hydractinia symbiolongicarpus, 1941 nucleotides. Its product is annotated as mitochondrial carrier homolog 2-like. The record is from RefSeq and is a predicted model, not a curated record. Bases 184 to 1074 code for a protein of 296 amino acids. NCBI's taxonomy places the organism in Eukaryota, Metazoa, Cnidaria, Hydrozoa, Anthoathecata, Hydractiniidae. The transcript has 14 exons.
UGGAAGAUGAUGUAAAAUAUUAAAGCACAAAAAUCAACCUUUUGCCAAAGUCACCGGUUUAUCAUCAUAUCCUAUUUGUUUAAAACUAUUACGUAAUUACUGAGGACCAAGUCGAUGUUUUAAAGAUUCAACAGGACGCCAUAGCUGCGUUUACAACGUACUGGGAAAGCGAAACAACAAAAAAUGGAAGGUUUACAGAAAAAAGCAUCAUCAAGUUUCGUGGGAACCCUUUCCCUAUCAGCUGCAAUGACUGCAGUUGCACACCCGUUAACCUAUGUUAAAGUGUUAAUUCAGGUUGGGCAUGAGCCUCUUCCAGCACAGCGAGCAAAAACAUUUUUUGGCAAAGAGGUGAUGAGACUACCAAAUUUUCUGCAAUAUGCUGGUCAUAUCAAAAACAUGGAUGGUUGGCUUGGUUUGUACAGAGGACUGGGUCCAAGAAUAGUACACAAUAUUGUUUCAUCAACUGUCACCAAUACUAUCACUAAUAAAAUGAAGGAGAAUGAUGAAAAACAUGGAAGAAAUGACGAGGAAGAUAAAUCAGUUAAAGGAUUUCUACAAGAGACUGGAAAAAUCGCCGCAGCAAAAACAGCUGGCAUUGUCAUAAGUUACCCCUUCCAUGUUAUUAGUAUUCGGAUGAUGGUACAAUUUAUUGGAAGGGAGACUCAUUACAGAAAUAUUUUUUCUUCUAUUCAAGAAAUUUAUGAAGAAGAGGGAAUACUAGGAUUUUUCAGUGGACUUUUACCGCAUUUAAUUGGUGAACUUUUUGCAGUUUGGAUGUACAGAACAAUAAAUUAUUUAGUUGAAAAAUAUGUGAUUGAUGAACAAUAUUUACAAAUUGCUGAAGUACGCAACUAUUCACAAGGAAUCUCUCAGUACGUUGCAAGUACAGUAACAUACCCCUUUCAACUGAUCACAAACAUAAUGGCUGUUAACGACACCAGACUUCAAGGUGGGAACCCUCCAUUAAUGCCCAUCUAUGAUUCAUGGACGGAUUGCUGGAUAGAGCUUGGGAAGAAGGGUUUACGAAGUCGGGGAUCUACGUUAUUCCGUCGAACGUUAAUCACUACGAAUUGAGUGACUUUAAUUCGAAUUUGAGUUCUCUGGUUGGCAGAAAUGUUAAAUGACAUUUUGUAAAACGCUGUUUUAGUAGAUGUUUUACAUGUUCUAGUAAAGACAUCAUUUUCAUAGUUUUAUUUUCCAAAUAUUUUGAACUUUUAUUUUAGUGGGUAAGUCAUCACAACAUAAAUCAUUCAAAAGGAAGGUACACUAGACAUGUAUUUUAUAAUUUUUUGGGACGCUCUUAAUCCUUUUACCAUUUUUAGGAAAAUGAUCUCAAGGCAUUUUAACAAAUCGAGUGAAACGUAUGGUCUGUUCUUUGAUUUUAAGCAACUAGAUACAAAGUCAUGGUGGUGCCUGAAUAUUCUUAUCUAGUUCUAAAUUUCUUUCCAGGAAAGUCCCUGUUUUUAUUUGAAUCGUUGUUAUAAUAAUAACAUGUAUGAUUUUCCCAGCCACCUAUGAUUUUCCUAGCCACCUUACCAGUAAUAUAAUUACUGAGCCUCAAAACGAAGAGGGAUGAAUACUAAGUUAUGACUUUAACGAAAUCUUGAGAUAACUAUACGUAUAAGUACUGUCCUAGUCAAAUUACUCCCCCGUCCUGAUGUAUAGUGCCAUAUAAAUUUACUUCAUAAUUUUUACCGCCAUAAUACCGUUUUUUUUGCUCUGAUUUUACAAAACAGAAUUUUCAGUUUUUUUAUUGUGUAUUCUACCAACACUUACAUACCCAAAUACUUUUGAGGUCGUUUGUUCGACUUUCAGCGGAUUAAUUUUUGUGGAACAUUGUAAAGUAAAUCCUAAGAAUUUCUCCCUUAAUUAAAAGGGCUUAAAAUUUUGUAACUUUACAUAUUUUGCAUCAGAAGAACAUAGUACAUACUUUUUUUACAA